GUCAGGGGCCCGCCACAUCACAGCCCUAAAAAUAUCCUCUGCAUUUGAUGCCCGUCACAGAGCGGUUAUACAAUCUGUGCCCUGACUUGAGCCUGCCAGAAUUAAACCUUACCAUGUUCUGCCUUUAAGGACUGCUUCACAACAAGCUGCAAGAAUGAUGAAAAACAAAUUUUCAAGUAGGAAAACGAAGGACUUCAAUCUCUCGCCACAGUGAGAAAAUGGCUUCUCACAAGUCAAAGACUGGCACCAAGAUAAAUGUUACAAAGGCAGCAGAGGAAUCCAGUCCAGUGGAUGAAUAUGUCACACCUGGGGGCUAUGAGCUGGAGAAAAUCCUCAACCGUGGGAGUGUGGCUUACACUCAUGUCAACGAGGUCUGGCCAAAUGUCUACAUUGGGGACGAGCAGACCGCAAAGGACAAGUGCAAACUGAAGAGGCUGGGAAUUACGCACGUCUUGAACGCGGCAGAGGGGACGUGGAACAGUGUGGACACGGGAGCUGGUUACUACAGCGACAUGGACAUCGUCUACUAUGGCGUGGUGGCAGAGGACGUCCCGACCUUUGACCUCAGCCAGUAUUUCUUCUCUGCUGCCCGGUUCAUAGAAGUAACACUGAACAAUCCACAGAAUAAACUGCUGGUGCACUGCGUGAUGGGAAGGAGCCGGUCCGCCACACUCUUCCUCGCAUACCUCAUGAUCUGCGAGAACAUGACGGUGGUCGACGCCAUUGAGCAUGUGAAAAAAUGCAGGCGGAUCAUCCCCAACUGGGGCUUCCUGAAACAGCUGAGAGAGCUGGACAUGCAACUCCUGGAGAAAAGAGACUCCACUGAAUGAAGAAUGAUUUUAAGAGUCGCGGGGCAGGUGGAGCCUUGGGGGCAGGCUGAGGCUCGGGUCAAACCUCAAGUUGUCAGGAGACAAGCUUGAGUCGGGUUUCAAGUAAUUUGAGACGAGACCAAGUCAAGUCUCAAGUACCUGGAGACACAUAAAAGCCAAGUCUCUGGGUUUUCAAGACAAGUUAAAAGUCAUUAAAGUCAAGUUCAACUUAAAUCUCAA
Lates calcarifer (barramundi perch) is the source of this 1049-nucleotide messenger RNA. RefSeq names its product dual specificity phosphatase 29-like. Lineage: Eukaryota; Metazoa; Chordata; Actinopteri; Centropomidae. Gene Ontology annotation, cellular component: cytoplasm. Gene Ontology annotation, molecular function: MAP kinase phosphatase activity; protein tyrosine/serine/threonine phosphatase activity. The record is from RefSeq and is a predicted model, not a curated record. Gene Ontology annotation, biological process: negative regulation of MAPK cascade; protein dephosphorylation.